Messenger RNA from Neltuma alba, 868 nucleotides. RefSeq names its product folylpolyglutamate synthase-like. Gene Ontology annotation, cellular component: cytoplasm; cytosol; mitochondrion. Gene Ontology annotation, biological process: tetrahydrofolylpolyglutamate biosynthetic process. Gene Ontology annotation, molecular function: ATP binding; tetrahydrofolylpolyglutamate synthase activity. The record is from RefSeq and is a predicted model, not a curated record. NCBI's taxonomy places the organism in Eukaryota, Viridiplantae, Streptophyta, Magnoliopsida, Fabales, Fabaceae.
AUGACUGGAACCCUACCUCCCUUGUUUUUGGAGUACUUCAUUAGCCGUACGGACAUUGUGGUUAUUGACAGUUAUAAGUUGGAGAUACAUAAAGUCCACGAACAUGGGAUGUGGGAUUUCAUCUAUGUGGUGAGGUUGGCACUGCCAAGUGAGCAGCCAAAUGGAUAUUGCACAUGUGGGAUAAUUGGAGUUUCACACUUCCCUGGGGAAGAAAUCACAUCCACCACUAAAACAAAAUGUGAAACUGCUAUGGAAAAGCUUUCAUCUCUUAUUACUUGCCAAAGUCAUUUAGAGAAGCCAUCUAUAGCUGAUAAAUUGAAGAGAGUUACAAUUUAUCUUAAGUUAUUAGAUCUGAAAGAAGAUAUAGACGUGAUCAAAAUCAUUCAUGUAACAGGAAUCAAGGGAGAAGGUUCAACAUGCAUAUUUUGCGCAAUCUUACGGGAAUGUGGUUUCUGCACUGGAUUUUUUCACUUCCCCUUACUUGAUUCUUGAUGGUCAUGUGGUUUUUGCAAGCAACUCAUUAAUGCUGGUCUUGUAAUUUCCAGAUCUCUGAAACUGGGAAGGUAUUCAUUUCCCAAGCAUGCCAAAAUAUAACAAGGGAGUCCGGUGGUUCCAAUCUCUCAGGCAUAUACCUGUCAUGGCAAUUUACACUCCAAAAAAUCUGGGAAAAGAUUUUAUACAUAAAAGGUUCGAUGCUUUCAACUUGCAUUCUUCAUUAUUUAAGAAUUCUUUCUUGUUUUUUUCCCCAAGUCACUCUAUAUGUGGUUGCUUUGGCAGCAUAAUUUUUGUUCUCCUUGAAAGCUGUUCGUUGUCAUGAGCGAAUUUUAUGUAAGAUGAAACAUAUAAUAAUUUUUCUUUGAACAAAAAA